AUAUUAAAAAAUACUAAAUAAAUACUGAAAAACACGGUCACUAAGGCGUUCGGAGAUCAAAGCUGACGCUAGAGAAGGAGGCGAGUUGAGAUUUCGAUCGGCCAUCAAACGCGCAGCAGCUCCGCCGGAAGAAACCUACCACCGCCAUGAUUCACUUUGUUCUUCUCAUUAGCAGACAAGGAAAAGUAAGGUUGACAAAAUGGUACUCACCUUAUUCUCAGAAGGAACGAACAAAGGUUAUUCGAGAGCUUAGUGGUUUAAUCCUCACUCGUGGCCCCAAGUUAUGUAAUUUUGUGGAGUGGAGGGGAUUCAAAGUUGCUUACAAGAGGUAUGCUAGCCUUUAUUUCUGCAUGUGUAUCGACCAGGAUGAUAAUGAGUUGGAGGUCCUUGAAAUUAUCCAUCACUAUGUUGAGAUACUAGACCGUUACUUUGGAAGUGUGUGUGAACUGGAUUUGAUCUUUAAUUUCCAUAAGGCCUAUUAUAUAUUGGAUGAACUUCUGAUUGCCGGUGAACUUCAAGAAUCCAGCAAGAAAACUGUUGCACGCCUAAUAGCUGCACAGGAUUCACUUGUGGAGGCAGCUAAGGAGCAAGCAAGUUCUAUAAGCAACAUGAUUGCUCAGGCAACAAAAUAAGCAGUCUUGAGUGAUCACAGGUCGGAGUUCUUCGACCUUGUUACAAAUCAACUUGACCUGCCUGGCCUGUAUCCUGCCCCUCAACACUCUUUAUCUAUGUUUCAUAUUCUACAGUGGUAAUGUCUUGAUAUACCUCUAAUCUUGGUAUUAUUAUUAUUUUUUUAAUGCAAUGUUUUGAGUGUAAGUGCUGAUAGUUACCGGGUAUUGAUUUUUUAAUGGCUUUAAAUUUGAUUAAAGGUA
Molecule: messenger RNA, 872 nt
Organism: Andrographis paniculata
Lineage: Eukaryota; Viridiplantae; Streptophyta; Magnoliopsida; Lamiales; Acanthaceae
Product: AP-1 complex subunit sigma-2
Exons: 7
Coding region: 147-632 (161 amino acids)
Biological process (GO): protein transport; vesicle-mediated transport
Cellular component (GO): intracellular membrane-bounded organelle; AP-1 adaptor complex
Molecular function (GO): clathrin-cargo adaptor activity
Source: RefSeq, a predicted model, not a curated record